UGUUUGUGUGCACGCGCGGUGAAGACGCCACGUCGGCAGAACCAGCAGGGUGAAAAGAGAGCUGCGUAGCACAGCCUGUAACUGUGUGUGUGAGAGGAGAAGUUAGAGAGCAGCAUAUUUUAAUGCGAUAAAGGCGUGAAGAAGAAAAACCAAAGAAGAAGAGAUCGUUAAACAGCCAGAGCAGCACACACUCACACACCGAAAACACAUUUAUUUCCUCAGAGUUUGUCUCGGAGGCUGAAACAGAAGCUGCUCCUCUCUCAAGUUUCUCUGCCAGGUGUGUUAGUGGGAGAAGCACUGGGAACAAUGGUGAAGAAUGUGAACACCGUUAACGUGGAGCCUCAACCAGGGACCACAGCGGCCCCCGACGAGGCUGAACCCGCUGACAGUCAGCCUGCAGAGGAUCCCGGUAAGGACCACGUGGUUGCUGCUCCUGGGAUGAUGUGGCGGGUGACCGGCGGCCUCUUCAAUGUCACUAAGGGGGUGGUGGGUGCAGCGGUGGGCGGGGUGGUCUGGGUGGGCGGAAAGAGCCUGGAGCUCACCAAGACAGCCGUGACCACCGUGCCCUCCAUGGGGGUGGGGCUGGUGAAGGGCGGGGUGUCUGCCGUGGCCGGGGGCGUGUCCUCGAUGGGCUCGACGGUCGCCAGCAAAGUCCCCUUCACAGCCAAGAGGAAAGACAAGGCGGAGUGAUGAAGAUGAUGAUGAUGAUGAAGAUGAUGAUGAUGAUAGACUUGCCCCGCCCUGAGCCAACAGAGAGAUACUGUCAGCUGAUCUCUGUCUGCCAAUCAAACUUCUCUGUGCCUUCUGACGCCUUUCUCUGGCUUGAACAUGAUCCAGACUUUCAUGCCAACACACUACUCAGCACCGAGACAUUCAGCAGUUCAACGAUAACAUGGCAACCCAUAAAACUCACUGAAAACACUUAAUACAGAACUCCACAUCGAGCGGGCUCUGUAUGCCUGGAAGUGAUUAUUUUGCUCCAGGCAGAUCACAUGGACUUCAACACGUGGUGGAUGCCUUCAUGAAUAUUUGUAUCUGUUUGCAAUCCAAUCGACUGAUGCUGUCCUCUUUUCUUCUCUUUACAUAUAUUUAGUGAUAUUCUUCUGAAUUAAGAUGCUGAUUCUAAGCUUUUGAAGUACUUUUGAAAUUUGUGUGUUGAUAACAAUGAAAAUGUUUCAGUGUUUUUGCAGCGAGGGAUCAGCAGAUGUUCAGGCUGCAGGCUUCACUGUGUCCUUUAAUCCUCCGCAGGAGCCCUGGGCGGAGUUUCUCUCUGCCGAAACAUUUGACUGUAGAUACAAUCAAGCACACCAGCGUGUGGCUCAGGUCGUUUCCACAGAUAUAUACAUUGUUGACAUGUUUGUUAUGUGUUGGACCAUGAAAAGUUGACUUUAAGGAAACAUUCAGCAGCAUUUGAUCACUAAAUGUUUAUUUGAGAGGAAACAUUUCCCAGUGUUGUCUGAACUUCUCAUUCCGUGAACUGUGCCUUUAAUCAGGAACUGUGGUGCAGGCAACAUGCGUGAACGUGUAUAUGCAAUAUCAGCAUUUCAAUGCAACAUGUGGAGUGAAUGGGAGCUGUUGCUGAUGGGAGUGAACAAUGUGAAUGUCUUGUAUGUGUUUUGUUUUCCCAAUAUAUCAAUAAAGUAGUUUCAAAGUUUAAA
This is a messenger RNA of Trematomus bernacchii (emerald rockcod), 1658 nucleotides long. RefSeq lists its product as uncharacterized. Lineage: Eukaryota; Metazoa; Chordata; Actinopteri; Perciformes; Nototheniidae. Bases 307 to 690 code for a protein of 127 amino acids. The record is from RefSeq and is a predicted model, not a curated record. The transcript has 3 exons.